Prosopis cineraria is the source of this 3572-nucleotide messenger RNA. RefSeq lists its product as uncharacterized. The transcript is spliced from 12 exons. The coding region runs from base 136 to 2643 and encodes 835 amino acids. The record is from RefSeq and is a predicted model, not a curated record. Gene Ontology annotation, cellular component: nucleus. NCBI's taxonomy places the organism in Eukaryota, Viridiplantae, Streptophyta, Magnoliopsida, Fabales, Fabaceae. Gene Ontology annotation, biological process: regulation of telomere maintenance.
UUCGCCACUCUUCUUGAGCGUUCUCUUCGCCUGCGUUGAUCGUCCGUGGUUCAACAACUCCUCACACUCAAGCCUCAACUUUCUCCACCUGCGUAAGUCCCAAAUUAAACCCUAAGAUUUAACGGUUGCUCCUCAAUGGAUCAGCAAUGGCGUUCUAGACCUAUCCAAGGUAAUGUUUGCCCUGUCUGCUCAAUUCCUCACUUACCUUUUUGUCCUCCACCCUUCCCAUAUUAUCCACCUUCUAGAUUUCCUUUCGAAGGCGAUCCCUCCUUUCAAAGACCAGCCUAUCCAGGACCACCCGGAAUGCACGGCUCCUAUGUUGCCAACCGUAAUGAUGGGUUCGCUGAUCCCAAUUUCUGGCAUAGAAACCCUAAUUGGGAUAAACCUUUACCUGGGCAACCGGCCUUCCAGUACCCUAGAGACAGUUUUAGGCGGCCACUAUAUGAACAUAGCGCUCCUAACGAUUACGUUGGUGAGGGUGAUAGAAAUUUCAAGAGGCCGAGGGUGGGAGAUGAUAGUUCUGGUUCUGCCAUUUUCUCAAAUGAUUUUGAUAAAAACCCUGCUAGAAACUUGUCGGAGGAUGAGCGAAGAUUGAAGUUAAUUCGUGAUCAUGGGGUUGUUUUUAGUAAACCGCCUGAAGAGCAGAGUUUUGGCGGACCUGGGAGACUUAAUCAGAACGGGUUUCAUUCAGACGAAAAUCAAGGUGUAUUUCGCAGGGAUGAGAAAGAUGUGAUUCCACAUUCUGAAAAUGGUGAAUUUUGGCCAUUCCAAAAUGGUCAGCUCAGAAUUUCUCAGCAGCACGUGUCUUGGCAUCAGACUAAUGAUGCUGGGGUAGCACAUAGACCUGGUUACUCUCCUAGGGAUGGUUGGCAGGGGACUAAUGCACCUUACCCUGAGCAGACUGCUAAUGGUGAUCCUAACAAACUGCUACAACAAUCGUAUGGAACACAGAAACAUGUUGAUGUCGGACAUGAUUUUCAUUCCUCUGCUCAGUCAAGCAAUGUAGCCCUGCCUGUUCACGAGUAUAACUUUCCACCUCAGGAGGGAAAUCAAACGCAAAUUGGACGACAAGAUAUAUCUGGAGUGUCUCAACGUGGUGCAUCUAAUUUGAAUGGAAGAAGUUUCUACGGUCCCUAUUCUUAUGCUCCUGGCGGCAGCAAUUAUUCUGACAGCAGGAGUCCAAUAGAGGCUUCAAGGAUCUUUCAUGGUCAACCUCCUCUUCCUUCUUCCCCGCCGCCGCCUCUUCCAUUGGAGCCACCAAUGAACCAACCUAGGGCACCUACUUCUCUUUUCCCUGUUUCUGUCAGUUCCUCAGCUGUGGCUUCUUCACCAUAUCCCAAAAUUUCUGAAGCUCACUCUUUGCCUCAACCCAACUUUCACAAACCUUCUAAGCAGUUUUUGGGAGAUGCCAAAUCCUUUUCUAUAAAGCAACUAUCUGAUGAUAAACCUAAGUUUAUCAAUGCAUCCCACUUAUUUAAGCACCCAUAUCGAACUACUCGGCCUGAUCACGUUGUGAUAAUCCUUCGAGGUCUUCCUGGUAGCGGGAAAAGUUACGUGGCAAAGAUGUUGCGUGAUCUUGAGGUCGAAAAUGGUGGUGAUGCUCCACGAAUUCAUUCUAUGGAUGAUUAUUUUAUGACUGAAGUUGAAAAGGUUGAUGAUAAUGAUGCUUCAAAAUCUUCAAGUUCAGGAAGAGGCAAGAAGCCUGCAAUGAAGAAGGUCAUGGAGUAUUGUUACGAACCUGAAAUGGAGGAGGCUUACCGUUCAAGCAUGUUGAAGGCAUUCAAGAAGAAUGUUGAGGAGGGGGCCUUCUCCUUUAUAAUUGUGGAUGACCGCAAUCUGCGGGUAGCUGAUUUUGCUCAAUUUUGGGCAACUGCGAAGAGAUCAGGUUAUGAAGUUUACAUUUUAGAAGCUACUUACAAGGACCCUGCGGGCUGUGCAGCUAGAAAUGUACAUGGAUUUACACAAGAAGACAUAGAAAAGAUGGCUGGGCAAUGGGAAGAAGCUCCAUCCUUGUACCUGCAGCUUGAUGUGAAGUCAUUAUUCCAUGGUGAUGAUUUGAGGGAAAGCAGAAUUCUAGAGGUAGAUAUGGAUAUGGAAGAUGAUAUUGGUAAUACCUUACCUGUGGUGCAAGGAAGAGAGGAUGGCAAAAUUGUAGACUUUCCUUUCAGGGAUGAUACUAGUGAUGGUUUCUUACUGGAAGGGAAGAGAUGGGAUGCUGAAGAAGAACGUCCAACAGAAGUCAGGGAAUUAGGCAAGAGCAAAUGGUCAGAAGAGUUUGAUGAAGUUGAGAAUGAACGAACUGAAGGGGGGAAGGGCAACAUUAGUGCUCUUUCUGGGUUAAUUCAUACAUAUGGCAAGGAAGGAAAAUCUGUACAUUGGGCUGAUCAGGUUGGUGAUAGAGGGUUUUCUAUAGGUGCUACAAAGAAGGCAAAUGUUUUGUCUUUAUUGAUUGGACCUGGUGCUGGGUACAAUCUGAAAUCAAAUCCGUUAACUGAAGAGGAGAUUCCAGCAACCCAUAACAGUGCAGAGACAAGGAAGUGCAGCACAUUCCAAGAAAGAAUCCGGGCUGAGCGUGAAUCCUUCAAAGCUGUGUUUGAUAGAAGACGGCAACGAAUUAGUGGAAUUGAUGUUGAUGAGGACUGAUGGAGAAUUCUGGAAAUGUGAGAACGAGAAGUAGAAUUGCUUGUCUGGGGUAAAGAGAGAAUAUAGUCUCAGCGUCGGCUUCUGAUUCAAUUUUCUUUCAUUCAAUUAUUGGGUCAUAGCAUCUAGGGGAUGAGUUUGCAAAGAAGGACCAGAAAGGAAGUUGGAGAGAAAUAGGAGUCAUCUUUGAAUGUUUUUCGAGGGGUUAUGCACGGGUGAUCUGCACCUACUAUUGUCAUCUUUUAGAGGAAUUCUGUUCCUGAAGAUUUUGUAGGUCUGCAUUGCUUGGGCUUCCUUCACGUCUGCUAUUCUCAUGUUUGAUAUCCACUUAAGGGUGAAGACGGGACUGGGAGGGAGUUGGGUUGUGUUCUGAUGCUACUAAGCAGAGUUUGCUGUUCUCUAACAAUGAAUUUUGUAGUGCUGCUAAGUGGCGUUUUUUACUGGCCUUUCUUAUAGGCAAACUUAGAUCACCAUUUGCCUUUCGCCCUCUGAUAUUAGCCAAGCGGGACAGCAAUCAAGGACCAGAGGCUGGUUUUAGUGAAGAAAAAUGGAACGAAGGGAUUUUUUUGACGUGUAGUUUUGAUAGGAUUAGGAUAUAACGCUUGCCUUCAAAGGUUCCAGCUUGUUUAGGGCGUCUGUUCUAAUGUCUGCCUCUGAUACAUAUUAGCUUCUCACUGUAUCUCAGCUUACUCUGUAGAAAAACGGUUCUCCGGUGGCUACAGUGGAUAUCUCUUAGCCCCCACUCUAAUAGCUUUGUUGAGCAUGGAUUCAUGACAAAAUCAUAAUUAUCCGUUUUGAUACCUGCAGUUGAGCAGAAAAGCAAAUGUUUGUAUGCUUGAUGACGCAUAGAUUCAUGUGUCUUCUUUGGAAUAUGAUGGUGGAGAAUUCAUAUACAAGUCGACUGAACUGUGAAUUUCGGCCCUUCUUAAAAA